CAGCCACCGCGAUUCAACAUCGGAAACAACGGACAUGUACAAAACAGAUAUUAAACUUCACAAUACAGGACAUCACAAGCACCACUCACUCACAACCAAGGGACACAAGCAGCAUAGCGGCGGCUUAAAUCACUUCAUUACCCAGCCUACCGCACACCAACCAUCCACAGUCAAUCUAGCCAUCCAAGCGGUCAUCAGCAAUCUACCCGCUUCCGAACCCCAGUGGCCAACACCGCCAGACGCAGUCCAGUCCUGUCCAUCAACCGCUCGGGGUCCUUCCAGCAACGAGCUUCUUACAAUCACGGAACUAUGCAUUCUUCCCUCCAUUCCUUUCCCUCCUGAAUGGGCUUCCACCCGCUCGCAACAACACACUACUACACCCUCACCACCCUCCUAAUACCUGUGCAGUGCAAUGACAAAGGAAAUUCAAUUUCAGGUGUCCAAGUACUCUCUCCCAGCCCCCCGCAUCCCUCUAAAAGAGGCCGUCUGCGCCACA
This is a messenger RNA of Lindgomyces ingoldianus, 496 nucleotides long. RefSeq lists its product as uncharacterized. The coding region runs from base 35 to 397 and encodes 120 amino acids. Lineage: Eukaryota; Fungi; Ascomycota; Dothideomycetes; Pleosporales; Lindgomycetaceae. The record is from RefSeq and is a predicted model, not a curated record. The transcript has a single exon.